Messenger RNA from Paramormyrops kingsleyae, 1971 nucleotides. Its product is annotated as growth arrest and DNA damage-inducible protein GADD45 gamma-like. Gene Ontology annotation, biological process: regulation of cell cycle. NCBI's taxonomy places the organism in Eukaryota, Metazoa, Chordata, Actinopteri, Osteoglossiformes, Mormyridae. The record is from RefSeq and is a predicted model, not a curated record. Gene Ontology annotation, cellular component: nucleus; cytoplasm.
GUGCCAGCCAAAUGAAAGGACGCAUGCCGAAGUCACCCAUAACAUGGCAUAUCGAUACAGAUGCAUAUCAGCAUUCCUCGUGUAAUUACUAUCACUGACGACGUAAAAUCUUAGAAAUGCUUGUCGUUUAUCUUGUUUUUUAAGUUUUACUUUACUUUAUUUCUCUCAAAUGAAUUAUUAUACUGCAAUUUACCCAAGUCUUUAUUCCAGUUGUAUAACUCUGCGCAAGCUUCCCCUUGUUUAGGUGGAACUCAUUUGAAAACAGCACGGAUGCUAAUAUAACUCCCCUGUACAUCUGUCUCGGGUUCAAGGCAUAAAAAGUGGCCUGUGCUGACCUCUGCCCUGCCCCGAUUUUGGCAGAUGGAGCUGUUGCCCUGAAGAUAAUUAAGGAUAAGGAAAUUCCUCAUGACACGAGUCGAAGUUGGGCUAUUGUCUGCCCAGACUUCUUGGAUACAAAGCCGCAGCGCGUGCCGCUCAUAGUCUGGCCCAUACAUUAGUCGUUUCGCUUAUUAUGUUUCAUUGUACAAUACAGUGUAACAUUCACGUAUACAUAUAAAAACGCGUUUCAACAAUGAUAUAAUUGCUGACGAAUAAUAUAAUGCAAUUGCUUCGUCCAACCCAGAAGAAAUGGCUCAUUUCGAUAGAAAUUGCUAUUGAAAAUUAUGCUAAAGAUUAAGAUAAAAAAUAUAUUACAAAAAUUAAGAUUAAAACUACAAAACUUUAAUGUAAGUUUUAUAGUAAAGUAUAUUUAAUUACAUACGUUUUAAUUUGCAUGAUACAUAUAAAUAAUGCACAAUAACAAUUAGAUACUUCAGUGUGUGGAUAUUUUUCAUUACAUUUAAAGUUUGUUUUUUUACUAUGAUUUAUUAAUGGGUUGGUCUAUGGGCACGCGCCUGCCCUCAAGUCAGUCGAUUGUACUAUCGAGCCAAUCAGAGCGAGUGCGGAAAGUCAGCGUCAGGGGAGGGAUUAUAAAUGCUGACUCCAGGUGACAUUCGCCACAACGCUCUAUUGCACUGUCCGCCUGCUGCCUGCCCAUACUUCGCAGUCAGCAUGCAGAGCACAGGAAAGACUUUGAGACAGGCUCUCAUCUCAGCUCAGUCCGAGAGCCGACUGACUAUUGGCGUGUACGAAUCUGCGAAAAUCAUGAACGAUGACCCGGACAGCGUGUCGUUUUGCAUACUGGCAACCGACGAGGAAUACGAGUGCGAUAUCGCCCUUCAGAUCCACUUCACCCUGAUCCAGGCUUUCUGCUUCGACAACGACAUUAACAUUGUCCGAGUGAACGACAUGCAGCGACUUGCUGAUAUCAUCGGCGACAAGUCCGGAGAUGUUGAAGAUGCGCACUGCGUUCUGAUCACGAACCCAGCUGAAGGUUCGUGGGAGGACCCAGCCCUGGAGAAGCUGCACCUGUUUUGCGAGGAGAGUCGCAGAAUGAAUGAAUGGGUGCCCGAAGUAACUUUCCCGGAGCGCUGAAAUGGGUCUUAAUAUGGAUUCUGGGAACCUGAAGGAAUUAAGCUGUCAUCCGAAAAUGGGAGGGUGAGCUCAACCCUGCACAUCGCUGGAUGUUUCCGAAGAGUUCAGUUCCAGGAAGGGCGAGAGUAUGCCGUAGAGCUCCUAGCGGUGGUCGGUCUGUGCAGAACGAGCCAUUCGGAUUGGGGGUGUAUACCGCAAAUGCGUUGUCGAUCUCGCUUUCCCAAGGACUCAAGUUCUGUAGUGUACAAGGGGUGAUUGGACAUUGUGUAAGCUACUGAAAGGCUUCGUGGAAAUGUUUACUACACAAUGUUGGACUGGCGUCGAGAACGUGAAACCGACAACAUGGAAUGCGUGGAUGGACAUGAAAGUUACCGAGGAAGGAAUCUGUACAAACCGAAAGACGUGUUUGCUGUUUUGCUGGCAUAACUGAUAUCGUUAUGAAUUUUAAUUGAAAUGGCACCCAUGUUUAACUUUAAUGACCAAUAAACAUUAAAAAAA